Molecule: messenger RNA, 2907 nt
Organism: Colletotrichum godetiae
Lineage: Eukaryota; Fungi; Ascomycota; Sordariomycetes; Glomerellales; Glomerellaceae
Exons: 5
Coding region: 1-2907 (968 amino acids)
Biological process (GO): arachidonate metabolic process
Cellular component (GO): membrane
Source: RefSeq, a predicted model, not a curated record
AUGAGAAGUCGUGAGGAGACCUGCUGGCUCAAGCUUCGUCAAAGAGGUGACAGCUUCGUCGGCUUCCCUUCGUGUCGGCUUUCCGAUAUACUUGACCGCAACCGCGGGCAUCCAAGCCUGUUUUGCUGCAUUGGCUCGUCUGGUAAGGAUGAGGCCAUGCGCUGGCUUACCACAGUACGAUCAGGCAGACGAGACUUUGGAGAUAUCCAUCUGCAACUAGACAAGGGGGCCAGGAGCAUCCACACCGAGCGCCCGUUGCUCUUUGCUGACAUCACCACAUAUGAGAAUGCGUCCCUGCCUCUUUCAGACGCCGUUGGCGACUUUGUCGAGUGGCCCCUUGAGGGCUGUUCGUUGGUCCCGGUGACGGCCUACUCCGUCGUGCUGGGCGCGCUAACGGACGUCCUUUGUGUUUUCCUGUCUGAUACGGAGGGCAUGCGAGAUCUGGUCAACAUUGUUUCGUCGUGGACCAAGAACCCACUCAGCCUUCCCUUGCCUCUUCCUCGCCUUGUCGUCGUCGUCGAACGCGCUGCGCCUGGCGACUGUUCAGUAUCGCAAUCGGAAAGAGAGGUGGCGGGCGAGAUCCGAAACAUCUUGGGUCAGGCCCUUCCAGCCAAGUUCUCCGCUCUCAGCGUCCACUUCCUUUGUCAAGACAAAGACCUCGCGAGCGAACACCGGUACCGACGUCUACGUGAUCUCUUAGUUGCCGAGUCGGACCGAGUGCGUGAGAAGCGGGUUCAGAGCCAUGCACUCUUCCAAAGUCGCCAUUUCACUACCUUGGCAGGAACCGCGUACAAGUCUUUCCGUGAUAACCUCCCGGUCGAUCUCGUACAAGCGUCCCGCGUCCGCAUGCCUAUACCCCACAAGAUGCAACACCACAUACAGCGUUUCCUGCACCGCUUUGGCGGUGAUGAAGCCUCCCUUCGGACUUUCGCGCUCCCCUACCUAUGCUCCGCCAUGAUGCUUGACGCCUUCCCGCCCGGGAUGCAUAAUUUCGCGCCGGAACAGGUAUACCGUUCUUUGUAUAAGCCCAUCGUAGUCAGGGCGCUGCACGCUCUUCGUCUCCCCAGAACGCAUGAGGCCCUUGUAGAGAGAAUAGUUCGGAGACUCCACCCUCGCACAGGCUCACAGAGCAGAAGGUAUCACCGUAAGUGCAUGUUGGCCUACGCCAGACGCUGGAGGAACAUCUUUAGCGACCGGGACUGCCUUGUCUGCCUCGCACGAGCGCCCGAGUAUCCUCUCUCCUGCGGCCAUGCCAUCUGCGCCGUUGACGUUAGGCGUAUGACGGAGUGCGGAUUACUCCCGAUCAACGCCUGUCCCCUCUGCGCGAGGCCGGUCAGGGAGUUCAAGUACAAGGGAAGGCCGAAGACGAAAGGCGUCAACGUUCUGAGCAUCGAUGGAGGGGGUAUCCGCGGGAUCAUUCCCCUACAGAUACUGCGACUCGUCGAGCAGAAGCUGUCAUCGUAUCUACCCGACUACCCGGUGCAGAAUCAUUUUGACCUCGCGGUGGGCACAAGCUCCGGUGGCCUCAUCGUCCUCGGGGCUUUCUUGAAAGGUCUUUCUAUGAUGGAUUGUAUGAAGAUGCUUCGGACUCUCUCUACUAAGGUCUUUCGCUGCCGCCUACCUUGGGUCCGCGGGUUCCAGGGGCCGAUGCUCCGCCUCGCCAUGGUCUACCUCUUUGGCUCCAUCUAUCCGUCCCGUACCAUGGAUACAUUCCUACACUCGAUAUUCGGCGACAACACACUUUUCGGACACCACGACGCCCCCGUGCGUGGGGCCAAGGUCGCCGUGACCGCAACAGGCGUGCCAAAGGGGGGAUUCGUCCUCACGAAUUACAACGGAGCCGGAUCGGACGACAAACGACAUGGCUACAAGCAUGUUCGCACCACGAGGCCGGCUGACCGUCUGAAGAUUACCGAUGCCGCGAGGGCGACUACGGCCGCUCCUGGGUUCUUCUUGCCGCAUACCUUGCUGGGCAUCGGAGAAGUUCAGGACGGCGCACUCUGCGGGCUGAACAAUCCGGAGCAGCUUGCCGAACGCGAGAGCCGGUCACUGUGGCCCGGGAGCGGGAGGCCCGACGUACUCGUGUCGGCCGGCACCGGCUAUGUGGACCCGCAGCCAAAAUCGCCUCUCUCUCCAACGGGGUGGAAGCCGCCCCGUCGAGGCUUCAGCGUAACGAAGGCUCUAAUCGGCUAUGUAUCAAGCCUUGCCCACGUCAUAGGGUCCUUUCUCGACGGCGAGGUUGCUCAUACUAUGCGGGCGGACGAGCCCACAUCACUGAAGCGACCCCACAAGUACUUCCGUUGCAACGUCAAGUUUGAUGACCACGUGCCAGCUCUGGACGAUGUGACGGCCAUCGACAGGCUACGAGAGAGGACGGAAUCCGCUUUCCGCGAGAGUCACCAGAUAGGCGAGAUAUCCGCCGCCCUGCUGUCCACUAUGUUUUACUUCGAGCUGAUAGCGCGGCCUGUUAGAAACCGCAGUAGCGUUAGCUGCGUCGGGCGGAUCGUGUGCCAUCUAGAUGCGGGCGAGGGACUUGACCACCUUAUCACCUCCCUCAGGACUGCAAAAGCCGAGUUCUUUAUUGCUGAUCUUGCGGUUCCCGUUGGGCAGCACCGGCUUGACCAUAGACGCUUCCGUUUCGAGCAGUCCGUCCACGUCGAGGUGCAGAAUCUGGACGCGCAGUUCCCUAUCUCCUUACGAACCGGCGGGCUCAGCCACGACCGCACGCCAGUUCCUAUUAGUGCCUCACCGUUCACCUUACGAGGGCUUACGGACGCCCAGGGCUGGAAUAAUCAUUUUGGCUGCGACGACUUUGGCCCGACUAGUCCAGCGCAGAUUCGUAAACGAAGACUCCCAAUGGCCAUAGCCGGUGCAUGGAAGAAGAGUCGACUCUCAGGCGUAAUCUAG